AUGAAUUUAGCGCCGAUUUCUGCUUUGGCCUUCCCUGCCAAAGUCUUGUCUGACUAUCUGUCGCCUGUCUCACCCUUUUCCGAACCAAGGUACCUUGGGUGCACAUGCCCUACCUACUACCCCCGCCACGAUUUGGUGUCUUUGUCUACACCCAUCUCGGCUCAGUACGGAUUCAGUGGAGGUAGACUGCAGCGCAGCAUGGGCAUGAGCAUGGGCAUGGGCGGGGGCGGGCAUCGGACUGCCACUAGAAGCGGAUUCAGUGCAGACGAGAAGCACAAGCCACCUGCUAACACGAACCAGGCCGGAAGGCCUCUCUUUCUCGUACCUGACGGACACCUCGUGUUCCAUUGGCAGAUCCUGUGGAUGGUAUACUCUGUAUGCCUAGCCUCUGUUGGCCGCAUGGCAGAUAUGUAG
Colletotrichum navitas is the source of this 414-nucleotide messenger RNA. RefSeq lists its product as uncharacterized. Bases 1 to 414 code for a protein of 137 amino acids. The transcript is spliced from 4 exons. The record is from RefSeq and is a predicted model, not a curated record. Lineage: Eukaryota; Fungi; Ascomycota; Sordariomycetes; Glomerellales; Glomerellaceae.